CCAAGUCCCACCUGUUUCCCCCCACUCUUUUAUCUUUCUUGACCCACUCAUUCAAGCUUGGAUAUCAAAGAAUGGCGAUUAGUCUCCAAUGCUUCCUUUUUUUGAUUUGUAUUUCCAUUUUCAGCUCCACUAUGGCUGCAACUGACCCUCCUUUGACAUUGGAUUAUUACAAAUCAACAUGUCCUAAUGUGUUUGAUAUUGUGAAGAAGGAAAUGGAGUGUCAUGUCCUCUCCGAUCCUCGCAAUGCAGCUUUCAUUCUUCGAUUACAUUUUCAUGACUGUUUCGUUCAGGGCUGUGAUGGGUCAAUUUUGCUUGAUGAUACAAUCGAGUUGCAAGGAGAAAAGAAAGCUUCAACCAAUGGAUUAAACUCUCUAAAGGGUUUCAGAAUCAUUGACAAAAUCAAGAACAAGCUUGAAUCCGAGUGUCCUGGGAUUGUUUCUUGUGCUGAUAUCCUCACCAUUGCAGCCAGAGAUGCUGUUAUCCUGGUUGGUGGACCUUACUGGCAUGUACCCGUGGGAAGAAAGGAUUCGAAAACGGCUAGCUAUGAUCUAGCUAUGGAAAACAUUCCUUCUGCAAAUGAGGGUCUUCUUAGUAUUAUAGCUAAAUUUCUUUAUCAAGGUCUCUCAGUCACUGACAUGGUGGCUCUGUCCGGGGCUCACACCAUUGGAAUGGCACGUUGUGAGAGCUUUCGCGCUAGAAUUUAUGGAGACUUUGAAGCAACUUCGGGGAAGAAUCCGAUAUCAGAUUCGUAUCUCAGCGAGUUGAGAUCAGUUUGUCCUGCAAUAAUUGGAUCAGGAGACAACAAUGUAACAGCAAUGGAUAAUGUUACACCGAAUCUUUUUGACAAUUCAUUUUACCAUACACUUUUGAGAGGUGAAGGGUUGCUUAAUUCAGACCAAGAAUUAUACUCCAGCCUAUUUGGAAUCGAAACCAAAAGCCUUGUCCAAAAAUACGCAGCUGACCCUGUGGCAUUCUUCAAUCAAUUCUCGGAUUCAAUGGUGAAACUGGGGAAUAUUACGAAUUCGGAUAGCUUUGUCAAUGGUGAAGUAAGGAAGAAUUGCAGAUUUGUCAACACUUGAAGAAAAGGAACAGCCUAAACACCAGCAUUUGGUUAUGAAUUGUUUGUUUGUGUCAAGAAGAAAUAAUUUAUAAAAAGAAAAUAGAUGUUAUAGUUUUCA
Molecule: messenger RNA, 1178 nt
Organism: Gossypium raimondii (Peruvian cotton)
Lineage: Eukaryota; Viridiplantae; Streptophyta; Magnoliopsida; Malvales; Malvaceae
Product: peroxidase 11
Exons: 3
Coding region: 72-1079 (335 amino acids)
Biological process (GO): hydrogen peroxide catabolic process; response to oxidative stress
Molecular function (GO): peroxidase activity; heme binding
Source: RefSeq, a predicted model, not a curated record